AUGAGACUGAUAUCAGUGGUAUGCAUUCUGGCGAUCGCAGCGGCAGCUGUGGUCCCCCUUACAAAAGAAAACUUUGACGAGGUCGUCAACGGAGAGAAGAACGUAUUUAUCAAGUUCUAUGCUCCUUGGUGUGGUCAUUGUCAAGCUCUCGCUCCCGAGUAUACUCUUUUUGCUGAGUCCUUUGCCAACGAGCCUUCUCUGAUCGUUGCUGAGGUCGAUGCGGACUCCGAGCGCGAGCUGGGAGACCGCUUCAACAUCGAAGGGUUCCCCACGCUCAAGUUCUUCCCCGCCGGCGCGUCCGACAAGCCGGAAGACUACGACGGCGAUCGCACCGCGGAAGCGCUGGUCUCCUGGGUGAACGACCGUCUGGGUACGUUCUGCUCUCCUCAUUCUCCUCCCAGGCACCCACGCCACCGUGAAGAAGCCUGUCUCCGAAGUGCUGGUGCUCACGCCGUCCAACUUCGACGAGCUCGUGAAGAACUCAGGCAAAACCGUCUUCGUGAAGUUCUACGCGCCGUGGUGCGGUCACUGCCGCCACCUCGCGCCCACCUGGGAAGAGCUGGGCGCCGUCUUCGCGGAGGAGCCGUCUGUGAGCAUCGCGGAGCUGGACGCGGACAUGUACCGCGAGCUGGCGUCGGAGUUCGACGUGCACGGAUACCCCACGCUGAAGCUCUUCCAGGGCCAGGCGGCGCCGGUGCCGUACGAGGGCGACCGGUCGCUGGAGAGCCUGGUGGAGUUCGUGAACGAGCACGCGGGGACGGCGCGGCUGCCGGACGGGUCGGUGGACGCGAAGUUCGGUCGGAUUCCCGCGGUAGAUGA
Molecule: messenger RNA, 819 nt
Organism: Blastocystis hominis
Lineage: Eukaryota; Bigyra; Opalinata; Blastocystidae
Exons: 5
Coding region: 1-819 (272 amino acids)
Biological process (GO): protein folding
Cellular component (GO): endoplasmic reticulum
Molecular function (GO): protein disulfide isomerase activity
Source: RefSeq, a predicted model, not a curated record